AAACAAUGACUGUAGUUCCUGUCUCGUCCUCUGGCGCGCUGUAAUUUUUUUAUUUAUUAUAUAAAUAAAAUUGUCUGUUGUAAAAAAAUUGCUAAUUACAAGGAAAUUCAUGCGAGUAGAAAAACCGAGUAAGAAGUGAAAGAAAAAUAAAUUUACCUUUCAGCUGAAAUUUAUGCUGCCAAGUUUGAUAAAUAUAACAGGCUGUCCUGUGGAGCUGCAAAUUGUUUUGCCCAAAAUAGAGUCUCUGACAAUUUGUUGAACAGCUUCUCUGAAACAAUUGAAAUAAUUGUGUUUUAAAUAAUCGUAUAUUCUAAUAUGAAUGCUUUACGUUCGAGUGUUAAAACUAUUAUCCUAAGUAAAGGAGUGCAUUCAGUAAAUUAUCAAGGGCAGAGAGGUAUUAAAAGAUGGGUGUCCGCGACACAAAUAGAAAUAACUAAUCGCAAGAAGAGGAUAGCUCGGUGGACGCCUCAGCAAGAACCAAAGCGUAAUACUUUCCUGGAUUGGAAUCGAUCUGCAGAAACUUAUGCAUUUAAUACAAGACUAUCCGAAAAAUUUAAUAUUGAAAAAUUGGAGCAAGCUUUCACUCACAGAUCAUAUGUUAUUCAAGAAGAGCAACGACAGAAAGAAAUGGGAAUAGAAGAGCCUAAGCUUGAUAUACAGGAUAAUACAGAGCUUAUUAUGAAAGGCGAGAAGCUUACCUCAGAAAUUGUACAAAAUUAUUUAACUCAAGCUUUACCUCGUGUACCAGAGAAUAUCAUAAUUUUAUUACAUGAUUAUCUUCUUGAUGAGGAAAUUCUUGCUAAGGCAUCCUUUCAUAUUGGUACAAAGGAUAUUAUCUUAACUGAAGAACAUCCAGUAGCACAGAAAACUUUAGCUGACACUUUCCUUGCACUUGUUGCGGCACUUGCAGAAAGUGUAGACGCCAAUCACGCGGCAAAUUUCGUUAAAGAUUUCCUAAUUGUAAUACUAGCUGAGAAAGAUUUAACAGAAAUCUGGAAUCCAGCUCAACCGGUUGAAAUUUUAAAUGAUGUUCUACAAAAACAAAACAGAUCGCCUGCUGAACCUAGGCUCAUUGGACAAGCAGGACAAAAUACACUUUUAGUCGUAUAUCAUGUAGCAAUGUAUUCUGACAAAGAGUUCCUCGGUUCAGGAUUUGGUCAAACUAUCCAAGAAGCUAAAAAUGUAGCUGCGAUAAAUGUUUUAAGCCGAAUGUAUGGUUUAUUAGAUUCUAGUAAACCAGUUAGAAUCGACAAAGCAAUAAAUAUAUUCUCAUAAAAAAAUA
Molecule: messenger RNA, 1282 nt
Organism: Nylanderia fulva
Lineage: Eukaryota; Metazoa; Arthropoda; Insecta; Hymenoptera; Formicidae
Gene: mRpL44
Product: mitochondrial ribosomal protein L44
Biological process (GO): RNA processing; mitochondrial translational elongation
Cellular component (GO): microprocessor complex; mitochondrial large ribosomal subunit; nucleus
Molecular function (GO): ribonuclease III activity; double-stranded RNA binding
Source: RefSeq, a predicted model, not a curated record